UUCCAGGGUCAGAACGUUGAUUCGGGAGAUCCCUAAUAAAAUUAUGUUACUGUUAGAGUCAUUAAAAAGUUAUCGUUUACUACUUUCAGUGGUUGGUAUCGCGUUAGUGAAACUCAGCCAUGCUGAAUAUGAAAACAAAUUUGAAGCAACCAGAGGAUGCCUUCAGUUCAAUGCCAAAGAAGGUUACGACUUUGCCUACCCGUACUUUCCGACAGAAGGAUUCAAGAAUAUUCUAACGACUCCGGAGAAUGUAACAAUUUUCCGGGUUGGAAUGUUGGGAAAAAAUGCAGGUCACGUACGACUGUCUCCCAAACAGUUGCCCUACGAUGGGACGGCAAUGAACGAGAUCCUUAUUUCCGGUUGGAGCAACACCAAAACGGAAAUCCGUCGUUACACCCGAUCGAGCCCAAGAUCAACUUCCAAAGUGCAGGUACUGAAGCACCAGUCCAGCGAUGGGUUGCUGUCCGAGUUCAGGCCGCUGAUGUUUACGAUCGAAAUUCAUCCGGAUGGAGUGGUGAAACUGAUCAAGGAUGACCACGUCGAUCCGAUGGUGCAGUUCCAGGAUUCGGACAUGUCCUUCUCCUACAUGGGAUUCUGCAACUGGGAUGUGCCGAUGGUGUAUUUCUUUGACUGCCCGAUGCAGGUUGACCAGAGGGAGUGCAAUGGAGCAGUUUCAACUUUCUGAGGUGAACAGUGCAAAUUUGAGAUUAAUGAACAUGUGCCAGUGAAAAGUUCAGCAUAAGAAAAUUGUUUAAACAGUGAA
This is a messenger RNA of Uranotaenia lowii, 763 nucleotides long. RefSeq lists its product as uncharacterized. The coding region runs from base 44 to 685 and encodes 213 amino acids. The transcript is spliced from 3 exons. The record is from RefSeq and is a predicted model, not a curated record. NCBI's taxonomy places the organism in Eukaryota, Metazoa, Arthropoda, Insecta, Diptera, Culicidae.